AUGCAUAAUACUAGAGAUAAAUAUAAAAAUAAUUUCGAUGCCAUGAAAUCAAACUAUGAGUCAAAAAUAAAAGAAGGACCCACCGAUAUUUGUAGUUGUUGCGGUGGUUUAUGGUUUGCGUAUUCUAUCAGAGAAUAUACAGUUGAAAUGUUAGUAAAGAAAGGAUUAAAAAAAGAAUUUAUCGAUACAGUUUGUUAUCUAAAACAUGCAAUUAUCGAAUUAUGUGCUACUUGUCGAAAGGACAUCAUGUCAAAUAAAAUAACUAACCUUGCUCUAUCGAAUGGUUUAGCAUUCUAUGAAAUACCGGAUUGCUUGAAAAUCUUGACUGAAUUAGAAGAAAGAUUGAUAUCACCACGAAUUCCUUUUAUGGUAAUUCGAACUUUAGGCUUUUCUAAACAAUUUGGUCUCAAAGGUAAUUUAGUAAAUGUUCCCAUGACCGUCGACACAAAUGUUUCAAUAUUACCCGGAAGUUUUAGUGAUACUUACACGAUUCAAUUGAAACUGAUGGGACAAAUGAAAAAUAAAAAUGCUUUUAUGUAUGAAACAAUUCAACCAAAAGUCGUACAUACAGCCGUUAAAUACCUUGUUGAACAGGAACUAUAUAAAGAUGAAGGUAUUGUUAUAUCUAAUGACUGGAUUAAAGAGUAUCUCAAUGAAAAAGAAAAUUUCAUAGUCAAAAACGAAGAUAAAAAGUUUAAUGAAACUGAAAAUACGGAAGAAGAUUCCGAUCAUGACGAUAAUUGGAAUGAAAGUGAUGAUAAACCAAUUAAUCCAGUAACUACUGAAACGUUGUUGAAUGAUGAGACCGAGCAUCAAAAUGAUACUGGUAUUAAAUUUGCUCCAGGCGAGAAUAACAGACCGAUAUCUGUUCUAAUGGAUUUGAAAGUCGAUGAGUUAACAUUUCCAAAAGUCUAUUGUGGAAAACAACGAAAAAUUAAAGAAAAUGUCAAACUAACGUAUGCUAAAAUUGCUAAAUCAGAAUUAAGAAUAUUUGAUAGAAGAUGUGGUAGAGUGUCGAAACUCUUUUUCACAUAA
Molecule: messenger RNA, 1035 nt
Organism: Adineta steineri
Lineage: Eukaryota; Metazoa; Rotifera; Eurotatoria; Adinetida; Adinetidae
Source: the annotation of a GenBank genome assembly